Messenger RNA from Scaptodrosophila lebanonensis, 970 nucleotides. Its product is annotated as seminase-like. Gene Ontology annotation, biological process: proteolysis. Gene Ontology annotation, molecular function: serine-type endopeptidase activity. The transcript has a single exon. NCBI's taxonomy places the organism in Eukaryota, Metazoa, Arthropoda, Insecta, Diptera, Drosophilidae. The coding region runs from base 1 to 954 and encodes 317 amino acids. The record is from RefSeq and is a predicted model, not a curated record.
AUGGCCGAUUUGGGACUGCGGCUAGUUCUGGUGUUGCUGCUGAUGCAGCUGACAAGACUAAAUGGGAGAAUCUAUCCGGAUCGCAUUAGCACGGACACCAAGAAGGAGACACGUCAAUGGGGCGGCAUGAUGGCCAAUACAGGCACCAACCUGGGCGGCUGGCUUUUGCGCAUCACGAGCGGUUUUGGAAAUUUUGCUUGCGGCGCUGCCUACUACUCCCCUCUGAUAAUGCUGACCUCAGCCAAUUGCAUACAGCCAAUUCGAUAUAGCUUAGAAGCUGCCAUUGUCGACGUCACUGCCAUGUGCGAGCGAGAGGACACCUACGCGGUCAUUGACACUUUCUAUUCGCCACCCACCUUUCGAGUUAGACAGACCGAAAUGGACAUCGCUGUGGUAACGCUGCAGGAGCCCUUGGGAGGCAGACUCACGGAAAUCAUCAAGUUGUGCUCUACACCCAUUAAAGAAGGCAUGUCUGUGGAUGCCGUUGGUUGGGGUUUCCUUGGCUUGAACUAUUGGCCCCGUCUCCAAUUCGCAAAUACGAGCUCUGUGGUGGUUGGGAAUUUGGAUAGUUGCCGGGAACAAUAUAAGGACAUUCGCAAUAUAACUGAUAGUUCGUUCUGUGUUACUCUGCCUGCAGAUAAAAACGACUGCAUCCACGACAAUGGAUGCCCUUUAAUUAAGGAAAACGAACUCUGUGGAAUUGUAUCGUAUGGCGGCAGUUGCCUAAACACCACUUAUCCAGGCAUUUAUACAGAUAUCAAUGCGGUUUCUGAUUACAUAGAACGAAUUGAAAAUGAUGUCGUAGCGGGUGUAUUGUCACGUCGUAGAAGAAGAAGACGGCGAUCAAUCCACCAAAAAAAAAUGUACCAUCAAAUAUUAAAAUAUGCAAAGCAAAAUACACACAAUCAGUGCAAGUGUGUUGAAAGAUCAGCACACCUUUUGUACAUAAUAUAAUUAACUUAUACCUACA